This is a messenger RNA of Aethina tumida (small hive beetle), 9852 nucleotides long. Its product is annotated as histone acetyltransferase KAT6A. The record is from RefSeq and is a predicted model, not a curated record. The coding region runs from base 629 to 8995 and encodes 2788 amino acids. Gene Ontology annotation, biological process: nucleosome assembly; regulation of DNA-templated transcription. Gene Ontology annotation, molecular function: histone acetyltransferase activity; DNA binding. Lineage: Eukaryota; Metazoa; Arthropoda; Insecta; Coleoptera; Nitidulidae. Gene Ontology annotation, cellular component: MOZ/MORF histone acetyltransferase complex; nucleosome. The transcript has 9 exons.
AGUAGACGAGCUGAUCAAUUUCGAGUCCCCAGAUGCGAACGAAACGGAAGCGUGUUGCCUGCGUUUGAUCUCUUCGUCGACAGACUAUGGGGGGGGAUGAGAAGGGCUGCCUCGAGCGUGCGCGCGCCUUCUCUCUAGCCAUUUUGUCACAAUAUUAACCUUUUGUUGUCAUAUCUUUUCCGAUCGAAUGAUGGCCGUUUCGAUUAAAUAAAACGCGCUGAAGUGUUUGUGAUGCGUUUCGCGAUGUUGGAUUGUUUCGACGUGGUGACAGGGACGGCGUGACGGCGCGAGAUCGAUGCAGCUGGCCGUGGAAUUUAUUAGAAACGCCAGACAACAGUGCCGUCGGGUCGGCCGUUGCUAACGACAAACUGUAUUACGUCAUUUUCGUCCGUUCCGUCUAGUGUUUGAAGUUUAACGGGCAUUUAAAACAAUCCGGUGGUUGAGUGGAGUGAAUCGAGUGGCUUAUCGUGAGUGUGGAACGACGUUUCGGACGAGAAAAUGCGUAUAAUGUAAGCACGGCUGUCGGCUCGCUCGCCCAAGAUGGCUACCGUCGGAAUCCAUUUAGCCCGCCGCGAGUCGUGACAAACAGCCUUUCCCCAUUGAUCGGCGACGGACAACCGUCACAGUCAUGUGUGAGGCCGAGGAGGUGUCCCCGGAGACCUGGUCGCAAUGGUUCCUGGACGCUAUACGGAAAAUCCGGUCGCAAAAGCAACGGCCGAGCGUCGAGCGCAUCUGCCAUGCGAUCCGGCAGCACCACAACUUCCACGAGGACGUCGUCGCCGAAAACCUGGAGGCGGCCGUCAAAUGCGGCUCCGUCCUGAAAGUGUUCAACAAGGGUCAGUCAUCCUAUAAGGACCCCGGCGGCGUCCAGAAUCGCACCCUGAACCUAAACAAAGGCGCCGAUCUGUGCAAAGUGGUGACUAAAUCGGUGCGGGAACUGGGUGAACGCGAGGGAUCGACUUUAAAGUCGAUCGAAAAAUACAUUAGACAAUCGUAUUCGGUGGUCGAGAACACGGACAACGAUCUGAAAGGUGCGCUCAGGUUGGCGACGAAACGUGCGGUCGCCCGGAAUUUCAUAUUGUCGGACGGGAAGACGUUCAAGUACAAUUACAACCAGGGCAGCCCCGGCGUCCGAAGGAAACUGGAACCGAAACAACGACAGGCCGAUCCCUGCGACGAAUAUGAACUGCAAAAGCCUGCCUCAUUGCCGAUCUGUUCGGAGUGCCUGGGUACCGAGUCGAACAACGGCAAAGGCGUCUCAGAAAAAUUGAGCGCCUGUUCAGAGUGCGGCGCCUUCGUUCACCUGAGUUGCACCACCUUGGGUCCCGAACUGGCUGUGCUGCUCUCCAAGGGCGGCAAGUGGUUCUGCGAGGAUUGUAAAGUGUGCGACGGAUGCGGUAACACGGGUGUGUCGACUUGUUUGCUGUGCUGCUGCAGCUGCGACCGCAACUAUCACAUGGGCUGUCUCAACCCGCCGGCCGAGAAGAAGCCCAAGUGUCCGUGGCGGUGUCGUCAUUGUCUCGCCCAUCACGACAACGGUGCCAGGACGCCGUCCACCCCCGCCAACAAAAAAAUCGACAAGGUGCGCGAGAAGAACAAGGAACGCAACGCCAAAACCCCAUCUGCAGUCGGCGGUCAUCCAACGGAGACGCCGUCGACGCCGUCAACCGGCGUGGGAAAGACGCCGCUGCGCAGGGCCGGCAGGGUGCCGGCCGUCGGCGACGAUCCGGACUCCGACGGUGACGACUCCAGUGACUUUGAGGGUACGACAUCUCCUCAUCCAACAAACAACAACCCCACCACCACCACCACCACCAUCACCAACAACACACGCGGCUCCCCCUCCCCAUCCGAAACCCCGUCCCCAUCCCGAUCCCCGCAGCGACAGACGCCGGCACAGCCGCCGCCUUCCGACGCGCUCGAAACGAACGAUCGCAUGUCGAAGGAGAAGCAAAAGUUUUUCCGGUUGAGCGCGUUCAACGCGGACAAGAAACGGGAAAAGCGGCUGCUGCAGCCUAAGAACCAACAGGAACUGGACAAAACGGAACAACAGCCUAAGAAAGAUGCCGGCUCCAGGUUGAAGGAAAACGCCAAGAGGCCGGUGCAACCUGUCAAGAAAGUGCAGGUGUGCAGGCAGAAGAACGGUGUCAAAAAAGAGAUUCCCGCUCCUUCACCGGCCAAAAGCUGCCCGAAACAAGUCAGUAAUAAAAUUGUACCCGCUCCGCAACACGAUAAAAAAGUCGUGGGAGCGAAAAAGAAGCCCGAAAACAAAAUUGAGGAGCCAAAAUUAUCGGAGAGUUCGUCGGAGUGUAGCAGCUCGAGCGACGACGACGAUGACUCUUCCGAUGAUUCUGACUCUGGUUCUACUUCGUCCAGCAAUUCUGAUUCUAGAAUGAGCAUAGAUAAAAUUCCGGGCAAUAUUUUCAGUAGCAGCAAUAACAAAGUGGAAACAUUCGGUAGUAUAAGCGGCAUAACUGUUGAUAAAGAUGUACCUUGGGGCUUUGCGGCGGCAGCCGCCGAAGCACAAAAGAAAGACGGUCUUUAUGCUUUCGGAAAUACAUCCAGACAUGACGACAACUUUGAUAAUUCUCGUCUGCAGGCGGACGAAAAGAACGGCAAUAAAAGCUUGGACAAAAGUCAGGCAACGAGGGUAGGCAUAGGACAAUUGAAAAGUUUGUUCGACGGGUUGUCGCACUUAUUCGCGCCUCCGACAUCGAACAGAGCUUCGAGAGGCAGCGCCCCCAACUACAACCCCAACAGAAGAAAGCCUAAAGAGAACGAGGUGCAACGGAAAGAAUCUAAAAUCGAAAGGUUAAGGGACAGAGACACGCUGUCCAAGCCCAAGGAUGUGCAGAAACCUAAACGAAGAGAACAGGAACUUAAAUUGGAGCCGCCGGCGAAAGUCGUAAAAGUCGAAGACGAGGAAAAAAUGGAUUGUUCCCGUCCCGAUCCGCCCGUUCACACCGUACUACUCCCCCGGUCACCACUCCCUUCCGCUCCCCCGUCGACGGUGCCUAGUAGCAGCGACUGUAGCUCGUGCGUGGUGUCGCCCAGCGGCAUGGUAAAGCGGGCUGUGAACUCGAAACAGCUUCAGCCGGCAGACAGCAACAGCAGGAAGCUGGCGAAGGGCGAGGCGUUGGCCGCGGCCGCCGCAGCAGCCCCCUCCCGGGCGGCGGACGCAUGCGACGUCAAAAAACGCCCACCGCCCACCACGGCCACGACAGUGGCGGCGCCGUUUGCCAACAGUCAGACGGAAGCGGAAACGGUGAAGCCGCAACAGCUUCCGCCCGGCGUCACGCACAAGGACGUGGAAUUGUUCAAGGAGACGAGGGAGAAGGCGGCCGCCGCCGCCCAAAGUGCGGCCGGACUUGUGCCCGACGUCGGUUUCUCGUCGCCGUCGCAGGCGAUGGCGGCGCAGGACCGGUGUCCGGCUGCCAUCGAGUUCGGAAAGUACGAGAUCCAGACGUGGUACUCGAGUCCCUUCCCCCAAGAGUAUGCCCGUUUGCCGAAACUGUUCUUGUGCGAGUUUUGUCUCAAGUACACGAAAAGCAAGGCGGUGCUGGAACGGCACCAGGACAAAUGCACGUGGAGACAUCCUCCUGCCACGGAGAUUUACAGGUGCGGCGAUUUGUCGGUGUUCGAGGUAGACGGCAACGUGAACAAGAUAUAUUGUCAGAACCUGUGUUUGCUGGCGAAACUCUUUCUAGAUCACAAAACCUUGUAUUACGAUGUCGAACCGUUCCUCUUUUAUGUAUUGACACAGAAUGACAAAAAGGGUUGUCAUCUCGUAGGUUAUUUCAGUAAGGAGAAGCACUGUCAGCAAAAAUACAAUGUAUCAUGCAUUAUGACGAUGCCACAGUACCAGCGACAGGGUUUCGGUCGAUUUCUGAUUGAGUUCAGUUAUUUGUUGUCUAAAGAGGAGGGUCAACCCGGCACACCCGAAAAACCUUUAUCUGACUUGGGCAAAGUUUCUUAUCACGCAUACUGGAAAUCUGUUGUAUUAGAGUACUUUCACAAGCACCGCUCCGAAACCGAGUCGAUUAAAUUAACGGAUAUUAGUAAAGAAACUGGCAUGUAUUGCCAAGACAUUUCUCUAGCCCUCCAACUGUUAAACUUCAUCAAAUACAUACCGACUGACGGCGGCAUGAAACCAGUACUGAUCGUGGAUUGGGCAGUAGUCGAUAAACAUGCGGAACGCGUAGCUAAGAGCAAAACACGUCUGUACAUUGACCACGAAUGCUUAAGAUGGACGCCUUUACUCACGACCAGCGUAAAUCCGUUCCGAGAAUCGGACACCGAGAAGGAGAACAGCAUAACGGCGGAUAUUGUCGUGCCUGUACCAGAAAAAAUAAUUAUCGAAUCUCAACCCGGCGUUAAACUGAAGCGUGGCAAGAAGAGAAGAAUCUCUACCGCUCCGCCUAGGACACCCAAGAAUAUAAAAACUCCCUCCGUCGAACUUGCCGAGAAAGAUGUCGUUGAAGAGGUAGAAAUCACGUCGUCGGGCAGGAAGAGGACUAGACCGAUUAAAUUCAAUGAGACUACGUACGCGGAUAUUAAACCCAAGACAUCGGCUGCAACAGAGAACAAUCUGAAGCGCAGACAAGUCAAUAAUGAUUCUUCUGUUAGCGAAGUAGAGGUGGAGAAAAAGAAAAUGAAGGUGGAUACGCCCGUAACUGAGCUUAAAACACCAAAGAGAAAUAACUCUAAAGCUGUGACCUCUGAAGAAUCACCCAAAGUGACGGAACCUGCUUCGACAACCAGACCAAAGAGAACCACUUCCAAGGAGAAGGUCGUCGGCGAGAGAUGGUCGCAGAGGAGGGUGAAGAAACAGUUGGAACUGGAAGAGGCUAAAAAGAAGGAGGAACAAGAGAAGAUCGAAGCCGACAAGACUCCAGAACCACAGCCCACCAAAGAGCUAUCGCCCUCUCCUACGGCAAUCGUGGAAGAGUCAACGAAACCUGAAGCCACAGCAUUGUCAAUAGUCGCGACAUCAACACCGCUGCCGAAACGAAAGCCAGGUCCGAGGAAGAAGCGCGGCUGGGUGAAAGGCAAGAUGCGAAAACCGGUCGCUGAGACUGGAACUCCAAAGAAACAGCUCACUUUGCCCGAAUUAAUGAAGUCAAAACUACAACCGAAGGAUAGCGAAAGUGAUUCAUUGAUUUCAGAAAAAUCGGACGACGAACCUCCGCCGCAACCAGUUAAGAAAGAGUCUCCGCCGAUCGUUGUGACUCCAGAGAAACAAAGGGAGAGGCCGAAGAGCGUGAAGGAGAAAAUAAAACGGCCAUCUAGGAUUAGUACCGAAGAAGAUUCUAGCGCUGAAGCGGACGACGAGAUGGAAAACGAUGAGUUGGCACCCAAGUCUGCUACUCCCACUAAAUAUAAGUUCUCCAAAACGACUAGUUCGCCCAAAGACAAAGCCGACUGUGUCAAAAAAGAUCUGAGUUCACCUCUCAAGUCUUCUCCAGAAAAGAUCGGAGAGAGCAAGGAUGGUGUAAAGGAGAAGACUAAAUCUCCCACAUAUUUCACUACGUCGGAGUCUGAAACUGAAAUCGAUGGACAGAAAAUAAAAACGAUUUCACAUAAGGAAAUCCUAAAAAUCACUCAACCCAGCACUACGUCCUUGAAACAAGAGGAAGUGAAACAAGAUGAGUUACCUAAAAAGGAGGAAAGUACCGUUAAAGUGGAAGAAAGUGUAGAGAAAAAGUCGGACGAAAGUGAUUUGGUUAAAUCCAAAGAGGAAACUGAAUCGAUGGAAGUUGAUGAUGUUGAAUCCGGAAGGAAGUCCAUCGACAUGGAAAUCGAAAAAAUCGACGAGAGCAGGGAUAAUUUGAUUGAAGCCAGGGAAAUACCCGAAGAAAAGCCAAUGAAAACUGAACCCGUUGCACCUGCCAAAGUCGAAUCUUCGAUGCCUCCAAAACCAGCCGAGGAGUGCGAACCAGUUCGUAACGAACAAGAGGCCCCUCCUAAACCAGAGACUGUCGAAAAAGAAGAACAGAAGCAAGUCGUCGAGCCUCAAGUUGAAAAUGUGGAGAAAUCUGUUGCUCAACCGGUUCAGAAUGAACGUCCAAAUGCCAAGGAGAUUGUACCAGUAUUGGAAAGACCCUUGGAUACACCUGUGAUUGAGAAACCCCAAGAGAAACCGAUUGAUAAACCCGAACCCGUUAUAAAUCAAGUCGAGAAACCCCCAGUCGUAAGUAAUCUACCUCCUCCUCCGCCCGUACUGAACGUACCUCCCCCACAACCAGCGGUCAGCACGCACCUACCGCAGCCUAUAGUCACCGUACCGUACUCUCAACCUGUAAUGAAUGUGCCGCCUCAACAGCCUGUGGUUAGCGUGCCGCCUCCUGUGGUCAACAGUCUUCAGUCGCCUGUGAUCAACAAUGUGCCGAUAAUAACGACCUUGCCUCAAGCGGUUAGCUCUGCGUCGUACCCGAUGGACAGGCCAGCGGUUGUUAAUGCAACUCCAGCUAUUGUUAAGCCCACAGAAAAAAGAAGUCAUGAAAAAUUAGCGGAAAGUAAACCAACUCCGUCUCCAGUUAUUGAAAAAUCUAAGUAUCCAAAGCCAGAGGAGCCAAAGUCGAUGCACCAUCAACCCAGAGAAGAUCAUCGACCGCAAUACAAGCCUGAGCCCCCGAAAAUGGAAAGUAAACCACCCAAAGUAGAAAAGUACGAUGACAAGCAGCUGUAUCACCAGAAAUUGCAGGAGAAACAACCUGCCUAUGAUCCGAAAAAGCAUCUGGAACAACACGAACAACUACUGGCCUCGAUUACUUCACAGAAUUAUAUGGCGCAAGCGUCGUAUAAUCCACAGUGGUGGGCUUGGCAAAAGUACUACGAUCCGACGAAGCGUGAUUAUCAGGGUUAUCCGAUGCAUUUACAGUUCCCACCGAUGGACAUACUCUCAAAACAACAGAUGCCCAGCUGCGAAAAGGAAAAGAUGCCGAAACAGCAUCGGUCGCACGAGUCAAAGCACUCGCAACCACAGAGCAGCAGCAAAAGCAAAGAAAGUAGGGAAAAGGUGUCGCCUAAAAAGGAGGACAAAUCCAGACAAAAAGUGGACGAACAUAAGCCGUUGCAAAAUUCAUCGUGUUCGAUGCCAAACCACCAUCAGCAACCCAAGCACUGCACUAUUAGUCCGGAAAAGCCGAAGAACAAGGACGGGAAUCCGGAUGACGGGAACAAUAAGGAGAUGGAAGCGCAGCAACAGAUGCAGUCGUCCGUUAAGCAAACGCCUUCUACCCCUUCGGCGCCGGAUAUUCCGUCCAUGGGUGUCUACACUCCGGACUCCACUACCAAUUCCGUUCACAGUCUGCACUAUGGCCAGUGCGACUUGGACGUCGCGCAAUUGGGUCUAGAGUCACCGGCAUCGAUCAGCAGCGAUAUGGCGUCUCAGAAUUCCGUUGAGCCAGUUCGACCACCUUCCGCCGUUUCGAGUCACGGACAGCAACAGCAACAACAACAGCAGCAGCAGACGAAUUACGAUUGUACUGUUCAGCACAACAUGCAGCAAAAUAUGCAACAGAAUGCUUCUGUACCGGCUCGCAGUCCCAGUCUCAACAGCACCUCGAUGCAAAUAUCACAACAACAACCUCAACAACAACAACAACAGCCACAACAACCACCUCCACAACAACACCAGAGUAGUUCGAGCAAGCGCCAAAUGCAGCAGCAACGUUCCAACCGUUCCAACACACCAUCAUCCUCUUCUUCGUCCAGCAAACAACAUCAGGGCGGCGGAAUGUCGAGGUCAACUCCACCCUCCGCCGCUCAACAACAUGUCCAACAACAACAACAACAACAAAACGGUGGCAGACAUCAAAGAGCUACGCCUCCGGUACAACAGCACGUGCAACAGCAGCACAUGCAACAGCAACCGAGUCCGACGCAACAGGCGCAGAAUGUGCACAGUCAGCAACAACAACAAUUUCUGCAUCAGCAAGUUGUGCACCAAGGAUACGGUCACACGCAGUUAGGCGCGUCACCUAUGCACCACAAUCCUCACCAUCCGCACCAUUCAGUGAUUGGUCAGGGCAGUUACAUACCGGUAACAGCGGUAAACGCGCAGGUGUUCUCGUCGCAGGCGACCGGAAGUACUUACGUGAAUGUACCGCCUAUGACCACCGUCAUUCAGCAACGCAUGGGUGCUGGUGUGCAGGCGGGGGUUGGCGGACCUUUGGGCACUGCCCCGUCCCACCAGAAACUUGCGCCGUCCCCUAAUUGUGCUGUUUCUACAGGAAACUUUUACAUACAAACGAAUCCACACGGGCAUUCACACACCCCAGGGCCGACUCCCACCCCGACGCCGUCUAUUCAGCCGAAUGGGGGCCAGCCAGGCGGCGGCAACUCGAGUUGCAGCUUGGCAAAACUGCAACAGCUGACCAACGGUCUGGAAAUGAUACCGCCCACCUCGUGCAACACAAUGACACCUCCACCCACGGCGAUGACACUCACGCCACCGCCUCAUCAUCCACAUGCGACAAUGACGCCGCCUCCGCCACCCUCGCAUCAGAUGAUCCAAAAUCAAGGCAGGAACUUGACGCCACCGACCGCUUUACCGUUGCAACAACAAGUACUGGGCUAUCACAAGUAUUAUCAAUCCGGGAUGAACGUGAACCAGUUGCCGGGUUCGGUGACGCCUCCAAUUGGUCAAAAUUUAGGACGAUCGGGCCGCAAUUCAUCGAACGUGCCGCCGAUGCAGCAUAUGCAAUCGCCUAGUAGUCGAGUUAGUCCUAACGUCACCCUCAAUCCGAACGUCAUGUACAACUACCGCAUGACGCCGCAACAGACGGCGGGUGCGGUCACCGGUUAUAUAACGAACACGGCGGCCGGAUUCAUAAACAAUCCGCAGAUCCCGAUGCAAAUGAUGAACAUGGCCCAGUCACAGUAUCAGGAUCCGGCGGCGAUACAACGGGCGGCGCAACAGAACACGAUGUACACUUACAGUUACAUUAACGGUGGUAUGCUGCAAUCCCUGAACGGGACCAUGAGACGUUGAAACCGUUAAUUUAUAAACCCCCACAACCCACCCCGGUAGUUUGUAGUGAAUGAUGCCUUAAAUUGUGUAAGGUGUAAUUAAUUAAUCUUAAGAAUAGGGCUGUGCUGGCUUCUGAUUAAGUUUUACUUGUGUAUUUUGAUCUGAUGUAAAUAUUAUGAACGCGUUACGAAGACCUGUUGGAUAAUCGGAAUUGUGUAACGGAUUCGGCAGGUCGCCGUAUGUUGAUUUUCACCUCGAGUUUACUUGUUGUGUUUGAUUUGACCUGCUACAGGUCGCGAAUAGAUAUUUUAUCAAAUCUUGAAAUAUUUUGUCAUAUUAUAAAUAUUAAUGUUUUCUCUAGAUUUUACAUGUAUGAAGAUUUUUAAUAUGUACCUUAAAAAGUAUUUAUUUAUUUGUAUUAUUGUAAAAUAAUUGUACAAUACUGUGAAUUAUGAUAUACAGGGACAAGGUCUUACUUUAUAGUUGUUUAACACGUCUUUUUUUGUAAAGUUUUGUUACUUUAAUACACUAACCAAACAAUGUAAUCACCCACUAACCCUCGUUUAGUCUAGUCUAAACUAAAAAAUCACCAGCCACUCAAACAUUAGCUAACCACAAGACUACAGUCUAGUCGUUAACGUUUUUCCUUGCAAUUUACAAAAUUGUAUUGGUUAGUGUGUUUUCUAUGUUUAUCAAUGCAAUAGGUAAAACAGUUGAUAAUCAAAAACAUAGAUUAAGUGUUUGAUGUUUUUAUCACAUUAUCCUUUUUAUGUACAGCACUGUGAUUAGUUAGUUUUAAUUUUUAUGAAGUAAAUUCUGUUUUGCUGUAAAUUUUAAAUUUGUAUUAUUAUACAUGAUAUUAAAAAUGUUAGUUUUUA